UCAUUGACUUUGACAUUCUGCGUGUACUUACAGGGUCCACAGAAGGAUAGAAGUCAACUGAUCAUACUGGAUCGAGGUUUCGAUCCGAUCUCACCGGUUCUUCACGAGCUCACAUUCCAGGCCAUGGCUUACGAUUUGUUAGCGAUCGAAAAUGACGUCUACCGAUACAUCAACACAUCCGGACCAGAGGAACGAAUUAAAGAGAUCAUUCUGGAUGAAACUGACGAACUGUGGUGCGAGCUACGGCAUCAACACAUUGCUGUUGUCUCGCAGCAGGUCACGAGCAAGUUGAAGAAGUUCGCCGAGGAGAAACGUAUGGUCGGUGUGAAUGAUAAAACAUCCAUGCGGGAUCUGAGUCAAAUGCUGAAGAAAAUGCCCCAGUAUCAGAAGGAAUUAUCCAUGUACUCAACGCACUUUCAUCUGGCCGAGGAUUGUAUGCACACCUAUCAGAAUCACACAAAUAAGCUGUGUAAAGUGGAACAGGAUUUGGCCAUGGGUACUGAUGCGGACGGGGAACGAAUCAAAGACCACAUGCGAACAAUGGUCCCCAUACUCAUUGAUCAGUCGGUGUCCGCGUACGAUAAAUUGCGCAUAAUCUAUCUGUAUGUCGUACAACGUGGAGGAAUCAGUGAGGAGAAUUUGGCAAAACUGAUUCAACACGCCCAGAUCCCUUCUGCUCAGGCAUGCAUCAUUCGCAACCUAGCCCAUUUGGGUGUCCCGGUCAUCCAGGAUGCUGCCGGUCCCGGCAUUGGUCGACGAAAGGUGCCACAGCCAUAUCUUCCCGCAAAUCGGCGUCAGAGAGAAGAUGGUCCUCGUUAUCAGGCGUCACGUUGGACUCCCUAUGUGAAGGAUAUCAUGGAGGAUGCGUGCGAAGAUAAGCUGGAUGCCAAACUGUUCCAGUACUUCGGAGGCGGCCCUGUCAGAGGUCCAGGAGCGCGGGGAGGUGCGGGUGCGGCUCCAAUGUCCGCCCGUUAUGGUUUAUGGCACCGAGACAAGAGUCAGCAGCCCCGAUCCGGACCUCGACUAAUAUUUUUCGUCGUAGGUGGUGUGUCAUACUCGGAAAUGCGUUGUGCGUAUGAGGUAAUGAACACUGCAUCCGGAAAACAAUGGGAUAUCGUUAUCGGGGGAACUCACUUGUUAGUUCCCGAGGCAUUCCUGGGUGACUUAGAGAAACUGUCGUACCCACCGGGUGCUGCCCCACCGGCACCAGCCGGAAACACCACGAAUGUUGUGGUUGGAGCCGGAGGUGAGCCGGUCUAA
Messenger RNA from Echinostoma caproni, 1260 nucleotides. The record is from the annotation of a GenBank genome assembly. NCBI's taxonomy places the organism in Eukaryota, Metazoa, Platyhelminthes, Trematoda, Plagiorchiida, Echinostomatidae.